ACUGACGAAACAACAGCGCAAAAUGGAGAAGAAACUUAAUCAGUGCGAUGUCUGCGACAAGUCGUUCUCUGAAAGUACCAAUUUGACGAUACAUCGACGCAUGCACACUGGAGAAAAACCGUUCCCUUGUGAUGUAUGCGAAAAGUCGUUCUCUCAAAGUGGCAAUUUGACAGCACAUCGACGCACACACACUGGUGAAAAACCGUUCCUUUGUGAUGUCUGCGACAAGUCGUUCUCUAAAAGUACCAAUUUGACAACGCAUCGACGCACGCACACUGGUGAAAAACCGUACGCGUGCGAUGUAUGUGAAAAGUCGUUCUCCGAAAGUGGCAAUUUGACGAAACACAAGCAGACUCACACUGGAGAAAAACCGUACGCGUGCGAUGUAUGUGAAAAGUCGUUCUCCGAAAGUAGCCAUUUGACGAAACACAAGCGGACUCACACUGGAGAAAAACCGUACGCGUGUGAUGUAUGCGAAAAGUCGUUCUCUCAAAGUGGCAAUUUGACGAAACACAAGCGGACUCACACUGGAGAAAAACCGUACGCGUGCGAUGUAUGCGAGAAGUCGUUCCCCACAAGUACCGAUUUGACGAUACAUCGACGCAUGCACACUGGAGAAAAACCGUACGCGUGUGAUGUAUGUGAAAAGUCGUUCUCUCAAAGUAGCCAUUUGACGAAACACAAGCGGACUCACACUGGAGAAAAACCGUACGCGUGCGAUGUAUGUGAAAAGUCGUUCUCCGAAAGUAGCAAUUUGACGAUACAUCGACGCAUGCACACUGGAGAAAAACCGUUCCCUUGUGAUGUAUGCGAAAAGUCGUUCUCUAAAAGUGGCAAUUUGACAGUACAUCAACGCAUGCACACUGGAGAAAAACCGUACGCGUGUGAUGUAUGUGAAAAGUCGUUCUCUGAAAGUGGCAGUUUGACGAAACACAAGCGGACUCACACUGGAGAAAAACCGUACGCGUGCGAUGUAUGUGAAAAGUCGUUCUCCGAAAGUAGCCAUUUGACGAGACAUAAGCGGACUCACAUUGGAGAAAAGCCGUACGCUUGCGAUGUAUGCGAGAAGUUGUUCUCCGCAAGUACCGAUUUGACGAUACAUCGACGCAUGCACACUGGAGAAAAACCGUUCCCUUGUGAUGUAUGCGAAAAGUCGUUCUCUAAAAGUAGCAAUUUGACAGCACAUCGACGCAUGCACACUGGAGAAAAACCGUUCCCUUGUGAUGUAUGCGAAAAGUCGUUCUCUCAAAGUGGCAAUUUGACAGCACAUCGACGCACACACACUGGAGAAAAACCGUACGCGUGCGAUGUUUGCGAUAAGUCGUUCUCUGAAAGUGGCACUUUGAUAAGACAUAAGCGUACACACAUGGCACACUGAUCGGAAGUAUCAAAGAUCUAUGAUCCAAUGAACGUAUUAAAAUAAGAUACAUCUUGAUAACAUAUUACCUAUUACGGUCAAUGUGUUAAUU
Molecule: messenger RNA, 1469 nt
Organism: Acyrthosiphon pisum (pea aphid)
Lineage: Eukaryota; Metazoa; Arthropoda; Insecta; Hemiptera; Aphididae
Product: zinc finger protein 271-like
Exons: 1
Coding region: 23-1378 (451 amino acids)
Biological process (GO): regulation of transcription by RNA polymerase II
Cellular component (GO): nucleus
Molecular function (GO): DNA-binding transcription factor activity, RNA polymerase II-specific
Source: RefSeq, a predicted model, not a curated record